AUGGACCACGCGUUGUCCCCCGACGUCAGAGGGUGUCAGAUGCUGCACGAACACGGCCAUGCAACCCCGGAUCUUGCCCAGUGUGCGCCCCAGCAAGCGCCCGAAAGUGCUGGGACCACGGUGACGGGUGGAGACGGCCCCCCCAAUCGGAGCGACCGGCAGCGCGACCAGCGUCUCGUUGCAUACCGUAUGGAGCCGAGAACGCUGAUUGCCUUCUCCCUGUUCCGGGCUGUGCGUCACCUGCACGCAGUCCCCUUUCGCAGGCAGCGCUCCCAAACUGCGCGACCGCUUGUGCGGCUUCUGGGUGUUGCGGCUCCAGUGCCUUACGCAAGCAUUGACAGCCAGCCUCCAAAGCUUUGUCAUGCUGGCGAGCUUCCCUCAGCAUCGUCGCACGUAAUUGCAGAGCGGACCUCACAGCAUCUUUCUCGUUGCUUCCGCCUGCGUCUCUCGCUCUUCACCGGUAAGGCAGGUAUCUGGACAAAUGCCUCCAGGUUUUCCGCGAUUACCACUGAUACGAUCGGCUCUACGCUCGACGGCGAAAGGUCAGGCGUUGUCACGCGCCUUCGCCGCGAAGCCGAAUUUCUCCUCGUCGACUACCAUCCACGUACUCUCUGA
Messenger RNA from Rangifer tarandus platyrhynchus (Svalbard reindeer), 615 nucleotides. The record is from the annotation of a GenBank genome assembly. NCBI's taxonomy places the organism in Eukaryota, Metazoa, Chordata, Mammalia, Artiodactyla, Cervidae.